AUGAGCAAGGUGAGUAGAUCCUUGAAAAGCAAAGCAAACAAAAAUGGAAUGGAAGGAAAAGUUGAAAUCGAAGAGAAAAGUGGACACGAACGGAGCGAAGAUGAAGAAAAAGAUAAACAGGACCGUGGCUCAUACCUUACUGGUGAGUCGGACAAUGAGAAUGAUACUAGUGAUUUGGAAGACCUUCCAGAAUAUGAAAGAGAAUUGAUUCUUGCUAAAAGGCAUGAAGAACACAUGAUAAAAGAACACAGAAGAAUUCUCCUAAAAAAUAUAAAAAUACAAUCUCAUGGAGAGAAAGUACAACCAGUUGAUAACGCCAAUUGCAUUUCACAAUCACGUAAAACCUCCUCUGAUUCACCAAGUAGCAAAAUAUUACAGUUGAUGUCGAGGAAGAAAAAUACUAUUCCUGUUGACAAAUCAGAUGAACCUAGCAAAUCUAACAAAAAAUCAAUAACGGUCAACAAAAAAAAAACCAAACCAAGUUCCAAAAUUGGAAAGGAUGACACCACAACCGAUGCUGAGAAAAACAAACUUAGCAAUUACACAAAUGAAGAAAUAAGAAAAAGAAGAGACUCCCCGUGGGAUAAUAUUGAAGGAAAAGAAGCACAUAAACACUCAGGUAUUGACGAGAUGAGUUACAAAGUUAGACAUAAAGACAAUGUAAAAGGGGUAAUUUCGCGAGAAAAAUAUACAAGUAAAAUGCACAACGAAACAUUAGAUUCUUCUCCUUCUGGAGAUUCAUAUCAUAGAAAAAAAAGCAUAAAAAAAGGAAUGAAAAAAAUCACUCCAAUAGAAUUAGCAUGUGUAAGCAGUAAAGAGGAAAAGGGACCUCACAACAAAAGACAAAUCGAUUUACCUACAGAACAUGAUAAAGAUGGAUUGUCUGGUCAUGUAGUUAGGAAAAGAGAUACUUUUGAGGAAUCGAAAAUUCUAAAUAAAUGGAAACAAGGAAAAGAAAAUAAAAAUGAGGAUAAAAUUGUAUUAUCAGAGAAAGAAAGAAAUGAAUUUUAUGUGAUUGAAAAGUCGAGGGAAUUGAAUAAAAAAAAAAAAUUACAAACAAAAGAAUCUCAAUCUCACGAUAGUAGAUUGUUUCUUCAUGAUAAGUAUUCUGAGUAUGAUAAUAGUUCUGGUAGUAUACAAAUGAAUAAACGUGAAAAUGAUUUAUUACAUAAUGCACUUCCAAAAGAACCAGAAACACCAGAACGCUUAAUACAUCUGUACAAGGAGGAAAAAAAAAUGAAAUUAGACAUUUACAAAUUCAUGACUUACGAAAUUAUUACUUAUUUUCAAUUGAAAAAAACAUUUCUCCUUGAUAUGAGUGAACAUGUAAAAUUUCCAUAUCACGUCAUCGGACACCUUGUUAAGAUAAAUGACACAAAUCAAUUGGUUAAGGUUGCAAGCAGUUAUAAGACAAAAAAAAAAACUCCUACGGCUGCCCAUAUUGGAAGUGCUGGAAAUGUUGGCAAUAUUGGCAAUAUUGGCAGUACUGGCCAUGUUGGUGGUAAGAAUAAUGCAGGCGACCAAAAAAGAAAAAUAAGUGAAUCAACUCUUUUAAAUGAAAACACAUGUCCAAAUGAAAAAAGAAAAAUUUUUUUCCUCACGAACGUUGUAAAAUGUGAAAGUUAUUUCUGCAUUGAUAGAUACACAAACAUCAAAUUCGAAAUAGCCCAUAUGGAAAACCUAACAAAUGAGUUUUUUUUCAAUAAAAUGAAAAAUAUAAUGAUUCAAAAUAAAAAAAUACCCAUGAGUGAAUUAAAUUCAGAAGGAAAUUGUUACGACACUUUCAUAUGUGAUUUGAACAAUAUAUCUGAUCAAAAAAUUUCAGUAGAUGAAUAUAAUUUUAUUAAAUUAUUCUCCAUAGAUUUACAAAUUUUGAAAAAUUUUUAUCAGUUCUUAAGAGAGAAAAUCGAAGAUUUAAAAAAUUUCCAUUUUACUGAAAGGCAAAUACAGGACUUGGUAGAAAUGAAAAAAAAACAAAGCUUUCAUGAAAUUUUUAUAAAUAAAAAAAACAUUGAUUCUUUGCCAAUAUCUCGUAUCACUGUUCAACGAGAAAUAUGCUCCAUUCAGCGAGAAAUAGACAAUCUUAACUAUGUAAGAAGGAAAACAAAUCCCCAAGAUCUGCAUACCUUGUCUCAGAUUAAACACCAAAUUGACACACUUACGUUGAAGAAGGGUAUCCUCAGGGUGCAGCUAGAGAAAACUCGAACCAACCAAGUACAAACCAAAAUACAGGAAGUCAUUCCAAACGAGCGGGAAAAAGUUGCAACCAAGGAAAAACCUCUGAAGAGCUACAUACCCGGAGGAUCCUCUCUCAUGGACGAAUUUUCACAUAAACUCUUGGGAGUAGAAGAAAAAGAAGAUAUAUCUCAACUGGCUAAUUACAUUUAUGAAGAAAAAAAAAAUUUUAACAAUUUUAUGACAAGAAAAUUUUUUGAUUUACCAUUAGACAUACAUAACAAAAUCACCAACCAUUUUCUACUUGGAUGUCUGCAAAGGAGCAAGACCAAUUUUGAGGACGCGUUGGUGCACAGUUCGGAGAAGGAAGAGGAGGAUUAUAAUCUUUUCGGGGUUAAUAUUGCCAAGUAUGUAAUUCCUUUUGAGGAACUGAAGAAAAAAAAUUAA
Plasmodium gonderi is the source of this 2622-nucleotide messenger RNA. RefSeq lists its product as hypothetical. The coding region runs from base 1 to 2622 and encodes 873 amino acids. The transcript is spliced from 5 exons. The record is from RefSeq and is a predicted model, not a curated record. Lineage: Eukaryota; Apicomplexa; Aconoidasida; Haemosporida; Plasmodiidae.